AUGUCAGGAAAUGAACAAGUGUUAAACGAUAUUCGUGGAAAGAUUGACAGAGAGAGGAAACUCAUACAGGGAUUUCAAUCCUUGAAGCGAAAUACAAACAACUCUGAAGUAAUUCAGAGAUGUAACACGCAAAUCAGGGAGGCGCAAUCAAAUAUUGACUACCUCCAAGAGGCUCUCUCUAAAGUAACUUUACAGCAGUGCACUCAAAAUGAACAUCAUGACGAAGGGUCUGAUUCGCCUGUAAGAAGCUCAGAUUCGCGUCCUCUUUAUUCAAGAUUUGAUUUAAUAAAAUAUGAUUGUCCGUCUCUUGGGCAUAAAAUUCAGUACAUGCUUCAGCAAUUACAGUUUAAAAGACAGGUUGAAAAUCAGUACAAAGAAGCAAACGAAAAAAUUUCUCACUUGUAUCUAAUGGAUGGUGAUAAGUCUAGUAGCAGUGCUGCAGAAGGUGGAAAGAUGGAAAGUGACCAGAGGAUUCAAUUAUUGAACAAAUCGUUGAAGAGGUACCAAGAUAUGCAUGUUAAUAUUGAAGAAGUAACUCGCGACAUGGAAAUUAUGAACACUCCGAAAUAUGCCAGAAAGCCAUUAAGUGGUAAGUUGACUGCUACUAUUUCUUGUAUUAGGGAUAUUGAUCAUAUUGCUUCGCCUGUAUUUUCUAAAAGACCAGAAUCCAUCGUAUGCAUUAAAAUCGAUGAUGUGGAAAAAGCUAGAACUCGUCCUUCGAGAUCUGGAAAAUGGAAUGAAGAAUUUACCAUUGAUGUGGAUAAAGGCAAUGAAAUCGAGUUUUCUGUUUAUGAUAAAUCCGGUAAUAGUUCUAUUCCAGUCGCCAUUAAUUGGGCUUCUUUGUCAGACAUUACUGAAGAGCUUCGUAAGAAAAAAGUAGCUAAUGAGUUAGGAAGCGGUGGAUGGAUCUCAGCUUCGAAUUUAUCGGGAACUACUUUAACUGGAAAGCAACCAAAUAAUGACUUAACUAGCAAUUUUGGUAGACCGAUGGCUGGAGGAGCUGGUGCUGGACUUGGUGCUGGUACUGGUGCCAGUAAUGCAAAUGAUCCCUAUUCAUCGAAUUCUGUCAGUCUGGCAUCUACAGAAGGCGCUUCUAUUCAAAUUACUACAUGGCUAAGUUUAGAACCUGUGGGUCAAAUUUUGUUAAGUUUAUCAUUUGAAAAAUCUAAUCAAAAGGGAAGAAAACAAUUCAUGGGAGCUCUCGGUCGUCAUGGAGCUAUAAGACAAAAGAAGGAAGAGGUUUAUGAACAGCAUGGACAUCAUUUUGUUUUGAAACCUAUGUAUAAUAUCAUGUGCUGUGCUCUUUGUGGAGAAUUCUUGCGGUACACUGGCUUUCAAUGUCAAGAUUGUAAAUUUUUGUGUCACAAGAAAUGUUAUCCAAAAGUUGUUACUAAAUGCUUAGCCAACUCUAGUUCGGGAGUAGAUGAUGAUGCAACCAAGUUGAAUCAUCGUAUUCCGCAUCGGUUUGAGCCAAUCCUUAAUCGUGGUACAAAAUGGUGCUGUCAUUGCGGUUAUAUCUUACCGUGGGGUCGUAAGAAUGUUAGAAAAUGUACUGAAUGUGGCGUUAUGUGCCAUGCCUCGUGUACUCAUCUAGUUCCUGACUUCUGUGGUAUGUCCAUGGAAAUGGCUAAUGAAAUUUUAAGGACUAUAGAGUCCACUAAGGCGCCAGCUCCUAAACCGUUGCCAACUCCGGGGAAGAAAUUUAUGCACAAGCAACUUCCUAGUAAGGGUAUAGUUACACACUCUCAAAGCGAUCUCCCUCCUUUACCACAGGAUGUUUCACCCAUUAAGACUGAUUCGACACUGGAUAGGUCAGAUACUCUUCGAGAUGAGGAUGUUCAAGACAGAGAAUAUGCUUCAAAAUUGCCCACGGUCAAUGCAAAUAAUGUCCAAGAACCUCCAAUUGAUUCUCAAUAUGCUAAAGCUUCUGCAAGGAGGCCACCGCCUGAUCUCAGCUAUGGAGAUGAUACACGAGAUGCCACAGGAAUUCCUCUCCAAUAUCAAGAAGAGGACAACCCAUUUAACGACAGAAUGGAAGGUGUCAAUGACAGUUCUCAAAUUAAGUCAAAUAUACCGAAUUCCAAUAAAAUGGAACUUGAUAAUUUCGAUUAUGGAAACAAGAAGACUCAACAGUAUAUCAUUCAAGAUGAUGCCAUGCAUCAAAAUACUCUCGUGCUGCCAAAUAUAUCUCCCGAGAAAAAAGACGGUGGUGUUGAUCAAUCGAUGACGAAACCGUCUACUAAGUCAAAGCGUCGUCGCAGAAAGGUGGGCCUUGAUGAUUUCCAGUUUUUGGCAGUCCUUGGUAAAGGAAAUUUUGGAAAAGUCAUGUUAGCUGAAUCAAGACACACUCAAAAUCUUUGCGCGAUUAAGGUGUUAAAGAAAGACUUCAUUGUUGAAAAUGAUGAAGCUGAUAGCGUAAAAUCAGAGAAAAGGGUAUUUUUGACUGCCAAUAAAGAAAUGCACCCGUUCUUACUUAAUUUACAUUGCUGUUUUCAAACUGAAAACAGGAUUUAUUUUGUAAUGGAAUACAUUUCAGGAGGUGAUUUGAUGUGGCACAUUCAAAAGUCUAGAUUUUCUGCUAAAAGGGCCAAGUUUUACGCUUGUGAAGUUGUGUUGGCUCUUAAAUAUUUCCAUGAAAACGGUAUUGUGUAUCGAGACUUAAAAUUGGAUAAUAUACUCUUGACCACCAAGGGACACAUUAAGAUCGCUGACUACGGUCUUUGCAAGGAGAAAAUGUGGUACAAGAAUACUACGAGCACUUUUUGUGGUACCCCAGAAUUCAUGGCUCCUGAAAUCAUAGCUGGUAAGCCUUAUGACAGGAGUGUAGACUGGUGGGCAUUUGGUGUCUUGUUAUUUCAAAUGUUGCUUUGCCAGUCACCGUUCAAGGGAGAUGAUGAAGACGAAAUCUUUAAUGCAAUUGAGCAUGACGAUGUGAAAUACCCCAUUAGUAUGCCACGACAAACUGUUUUAGUACUUCAAGCGUUAUUGACGAAGGACCCAGCGCAACGUUUAGGUAGCGGCGAGAGGGAUGCAGAUGAAGUAAUGGAACACCUGUACUUUCUGGACGUGAAUUUCGAUGAUGUGUAUCAUUGCCGCGUUCAAGCUCCAUACUUACCAGAGGUGUCAUCUGAACAUGAUUAUUCCAACUUCGAUCAAGAAUUUACUUCUGAAACACCGAGAUUGACACCUGUUGAGACCAUACUUACUUCGGAGAUGCAAGAGCAGUUCCGUGGAUUUUCACAUAUAGCUGGAGACGCAGCUAUAUAA
This is a messenger RNA of Priceomyces carsonii, 3267 nucleotides long. RefSeq names its product protein kinase C (gene PKC1). The coding region runs from base 1 to 3267 and encodes 1088 amino acids. The transcript has a single exon. Gene Ontology annotation, cellular component: nucleus; cytoplasm. The record is from RefSeq and is a predicted model, not a curated record. Gene Ontology annotation, molecular function: diacylglycerol-dependent serine/threonine kinase activity; ATP binding. NCBI's taxonomy places the organism in Eukaryota, Fungi, Ascomycota, Pichiomycetes, Serinales, Debaryomycetaceae. Gene Ontology annotation, biological process: signal transduction; fungal-type cell wall biogenesis; protein phosphorylation.